Molecule: messenger RNA, 1538 nt
Organism: Phyllopteryx taeniolatus (common seadragon)
Lineage: Eukaryota; Metazoa; Chordata; Actinopteri; Syngnathiformes; Syngnathidae
Product: rhamnose-binding lectin-like
Exons: 16
Coding region: 116-1429 (437 amino acids)
Molecular function (GO): carbohydrate binding
Source: RefSeq, a predicted model, not a curated record
UGAAGGUUGGAGGGUGUGGCUUUUACGUACCAGUUUGGGUAGCUGUCUUGCAGUCAUUAUAAAAACAAAAGAUCCUCUGAGCAUCUCUAGUGCCACAGACCGGAUUGUGUGAAACAUGCCGUCCUGCUUCAGACUCAGCGCAGCAUUGUUGCUGACAGCAACAUGUUUCACCCUGACAGCAGUUGUUGAUUCUCGAGAGCGAAUGACCACCUGUGAUACGGACCCUUUCAACACCCAUCGACUGACCUGUGACGAGGGAGUGAUCAGCGUGGACGAGGCUUUGUACGGUCGCUCCGACUCGUUGGUCUGCUCUGAGGGAAGACCUGCGCAGGAGCUGGCUAACACGCAAUGCGCUCAGGAAGGCACCUUGAGUAACAUCUCGACAAGAUGCAAUGGCAAAAAAUCCUGUGAAGUGAACACGGCGACUUUCCGCAAUCCUGAUCCCUGUUCUGGCAUCUUAAAAUAUUUGGAGACCAAUUUCACCUGCUUUCCUGCAAUUACUGUGGUGGCGUGCGAAGGCUCUUUGGCACAAUUGUUCUGUGAUGUAGGACAAGUUAUUUUCAUCUACGGUGCUGACUACGGACGCCGCGACCAGUCCACAUGCAUAUUCGGAAGGCCUCAGGAGCAGAUACAAAAUACAGAAUGCCUGCUCCCAAGUGACAUUGUGGCCAACACGUGCAAUGGGAAAAACAACUGUACGAUCCUAGCCACCAACGGUGUGUUUGGAGACCCCUGUAGAGGGACUUACAAGUACUUGGAGGUUGCCUACACAUGUGAAUUGCUCAUCAUCCUGACAGCAGUUGUUUAUUCUCGAGAGCGAGCGACCACCUGUGAUUCGGACCCUUUGAACGUCCAUCGCCUGACCUGUGAAGAGGGAGUGAUCAGCGUGGACGAGGCUUUGUACGGUCGCUCCGACUCGAUGGUCUGCUCUGAGGGAAGACCUGCGCAGGAGCUGGCUAACACGCAAUGUGCUCAGGAAGGCACCUUGAGAAGCAUCUUGGCAAGAUGCAAUGGCAAAAAAUCCUGUGAAGUGAACACGGCGACUUUCCGCAAUCCUGAUCCCUGUUCUGGCAUCUUAAAAUAUUUGGAGACCAAUUUCACCUGCUUUCCUGCAAUUACUGUGGUGGCGUGCGAAGGCUCUUUGGCACAAUUGUUCUGUGAUGUAGGACAAGUUAUUUUCAUCUACGGUGCUGACUACGGACGCCGCGACCAGUCCACAUGCAUAUUCGGAAGGCCUCAGGAGCAGAUAGAAAAUACAGAAUGCCUGCUCCCAAGUGACAUUGUGGCCAACACGUGCAAUGGGAAAAACAACUGUACGAUCCCAGCCACCAACGGUGUGUUUGGAGACCCCUGUAGAGGGACUUACAAGUACUUGGAGGUUGCCUACACAUGUGAAUAUCCGAUCAGCCAACCCUCACAUGUUCAUUAACAAACAUGGACUGCCACUUUAUCUUGAUGCAUUUCCAAUAUACAAUAAUAAAUGUAAGUGCAGGUUAUUUGUAGUUAACCAACAUCACUGUGUACUCGUAUCGAAAAUA